AAAAAAAAAAAAAAAAAAAAAAAGCUAGGUCCUGAGGCAGCUGGUGGAAAAACAGAGAAGGGAAGUCAAAAGGCUACUUGCUGUCAGCUGAAACCAGGCUAGAAGUUAUGUAGUGCAAUGAAAAAUGAGGAAUUACUAUCCUUGUCCUCAAGCCACCCAGAAUUUAGAGGGAGACCCAGACUUUGACUUAAUUACUAACAAAUAUAUUGCAACAGAGCAUUCGUAACCGAGGCACAUUUGCCUUUUGCAACUAAGCUGUACUGAAUUCCAAAGCCAUAGAAAUAUCCAUUUUAACCUGGAAAGUCCUUUUCUUUGCUAGUCCAGAAGAUUUUUUAACAUGAACAAGAUCCUCUCAAGCACUCUUUGCUUUGGACUCCUAACGUUGUCAUCUGUGUUGAUCUUUUUACAAUCUGUGCGUGGACGGCCGUAUUUUACCCAAGGAAACGAAAUACUUCCAGAUAAAAAUUAUCCAAAUCGUGAGGAACUGUUGCUGGCUCUACUGAAUAAAAAUUUUGAUUUCCAAAGACCUUUCAACACUGAUCUAGCAUUGCCUAACAAACUGGAAGAACUUAACCAGUUUUAUCAGCUGGAAAAGCUAAAAGAACAGCUAGUGGAGAAGGAUUCUGACAUGUCCUAUGCUAUAGAUGGUCUAUUCUCUUCUCAUCCUAGCAAACGAGCUUGCUUUUGGAAAUACUGUGUUUAAAGCUUUUUCUCAGGAUGCAAAGAAAGAUAAGAAUAUCAGGAAAAGAUAUGUAUCUACCCACUCUACUGUUUAAAAUUGUAGCUGUUUCAAUCACAAAGAAACUGGCAUUUAUUCUGCAUAUGAUGUUUUCACCUUGUUCUUGUUACUAAGUCAAUUGUAAUAAGCUUAAGGUUUAUGUUGUGAAUAAUCACUAAUUAGUUGCACUUUUGAAUGGCACGUCAUUAUCAAAAUGGGUUUGUAGAGCUAGAGUUGAAAAUGCUGUAUCUAUUGUAUGCUUUCUAUAAAUUCAUUGCUCAUGUAAAGUUUUGUCCUGUUGUGACUAUGCUGAACUAUUAAUUAAAACAUUUUGAAAAGCAUCUUGGAAGGUUAAAUUAUGUUGUCUCAUGUUACAUGGCAAAUAUGCAUUAUUGUUCUUUCUCAUUUUUAUGACUGUGUUGGCCACCUCUCUUUUCUAUGAAUUUGAACAAUGGUCAUUGAGACUACCCCAACAAAUGAAUACAUUACUAAAGGAGAAACAGAUUUAUUAAACUCUGGGGGAAAAGUACUAGAUGUCUUAAAGAUAGAACGUUAAGAAAAUUUUCUUAAAAUAAUGAUUUGCCUUUUGUUUUCUUAAUUUUCAUGUCUGCCUUCUCCACAACAUGAGAAAUUAUUUGAGACUCUCAGCAUGCUUGUAAGAGUUUAGACACAAUGUGGUUAAAAAAACCAAAAACCAAAAAACAAACAAAAACAAAAACAAAAAAACAAAACCCACAAAAACUCGUUGGCUUUCUCUUGAUUAGUUUUUGUUUCACGUCUAUACAUCAUACUGCCCUUGCUUACAUCUAAACAAAUUUAUUUAGUCAAUUAAAAGUUGGAUAGUCAACCUCAAUUUUGUUUACAAUCUGUGCUGGCACAAAUAUAUGGCCAAAGUAACUUUACAAUGAAAGAAUAUUAAUGGCUAGCUUACUCUGUGAUAGCUGACCAGAUCAGUCUACGUACCACCCUUUACAAUAUGGGGAGGAGAAGAUACAGUUUAAUCUACGUAACAUUGUGUGGUGCUUAAGAUAUAGCUGUCUUAUAAGAUAAAAUGAAUAAUAUUGCUUAAUCUAUUAAAAAAAAUUAAGGGGCUGGGCAUGGUGGCUCACGCCUGUGAUCCCAAUAAUUUGGGAGGCCGAGGCGGGCAGAUCACCUGAGGUCAGUAGUUUGAGACCAGCCUGACCAACAUGGAGAAACCCUGUCUCUAUUCAAAAUACAAAAUUAGCUGGGUCUGGUGGCACAUGUCUGUAAUCCCAGCUACUCCGGAGGCUGAGGCAGGAGAAUCACUUGAACCCAGGAGGCAGAGGUUGCCAUGAGCCGAGAUCACCCCACUGCACUCCAGCCUGGCAACAAGAGUGAAACUCGGUCUAAAAAAAAAUAAUCAAAGGCUAGGCCCAAAGGCUCACACCUGUAAUCCCACCACUUUGGAAUGCGGAGGUGGCAGUGGAAGGCAUCAGGCUUAAGCUCAGGAGUUUUGAGACCAGCCUGAGCAACAUGGUGAAACCCCAUCUCUACAAAAAAUACAAAGAUUAGCCAGGAGUCGUCACAUGUGUUUGCAGUCCCAGCUACCUGGGAGACUGAGGUGGGAGGACUGCUUGAGCCAGGGAGAUGGAGGCUUCCGUGAGCUGCGAUCGCACCACUGCAUUCCAGUCUGGAGCAAGACCAUUUUUCAAACGACAAAUGUGUUAUAAUAAAUAAAGAUGAAAACUCCUGCUUUCA
Macaca mulatta (Rhesus monkey) is the source of this 2437-nucleotide messenger RNA. RefSeq names its product urotensin 2B (gene UTS2B). Gene Ontology annotation, cellular component: extracellular region. NCBI's taxonomy places the organism in Eukaryota, Metazoa, Chordata, Mammalia, Primates, Cercopithecidae. Gene Ontology annotation, molecular function: hormone activity; G protein-coupled receptor binding. Gene Ontology annotation, biological process: blood vessel diameter maintenance; regulation of blood pressure. The record is from RefSeq and is a predicted model, not a curated record.